CGUUCUCCGAUUGGUCAAGACCUUGGUCGCUCAUGAUGUAAUUCCCCAUUGUUUCCGAUGGGUUCGGGUAAAAAUUGGAACAGGGAAAGACAAAUAGAUGACAAAAAUAUGGUUAAAAUCAAAAGAAAAUGAAGCUUUCGUACCUUUUUGUACUUUUUAGACUACUUUUGGUGCGUUUGAAUAAUAGCUAUGGCAAGCAUGAAUUUCGUAAAGAAGCGAAAAUAGUUUGACUUUCGUCAAAGGAGAAAAAUGUUUCUUGGCUUUUUGUUUUUUUUCGCGUGGAUCGGCUUGAAAGGAGCGAACUGUGAAUACCUAGAAGCAUGUAAAAAGACUAAAAUCGAGGAGAAUGUGACGUUACGCGGAGGAAUCGGCGCUGGUACAUUUCGUAAGCUGGCGAAAGUCACGAGUAUGGCUUCGUGUAUUGAACUUUGCUGUAAGACAUCCUCGUGCGAUGUCGCGUUUCUGUCCAACAUGAAAUGCUAUGGAGUGGAAUGUGUAAGCGACGCGGAGUGCGAAUCCACCACGACCGAUACUUCCGAUACCAAGGUGCUAAUAGCGCACGUUCGGACGGGAAAGAAGAAAGAAGGCAAGUCACCGCUUGCUCUCGCUGGGAUCCCGACACACAACACCCCUACUUUCAAGCAAGCUGCAAAAGCGCCGCUAAUCAAUACCCUUGGCAUCAACCCACAAGCAAAGGGUAUCAUCCCAGGACACCCUCCGAAUAUGGGCCCUGCGAGCGGCAGGACCGCUGGUAUGACUACUGUGGCACCGAAGGCGCAAGUAGAUAAUCACCCAGCAAACAUUAGUCCCGGACUGGCGGGCCAGUGCAAGGCGGGAAAAAUGCACUUCCAGGUGACUCUCAAGGGAGGCAUCAAAGCGGGCACAUACAAGGACGUUGGUGCGGUAGCUGACAUGAGAGAAUGCGCGGACAGGUGUUGUGGGUAUGCGCAGUGUGACUUGGCGUUCUUAUUGCGCAGCCGGUGCUAUCUCGUCGGGUGCUCGGACGUUAAAAGCUGCGACUUGCAGAAAGCUAAACCCUCUCCGUAUAAUCCGGCAAUUGCUUAUGUCUCACGAUGGAACAGUGAAGGCGUCAAACACACAAUCAAUGUCAAAGAUGACGUCAAUUCCAACUAUAAAUGCAGCCCGAUGAAACUAAUGUCAAAAGUGACCCUUAAGGGUGGGCUCAAGGCAGGGGAUUUCACAGACACCGGGAAGGCCAACAAUAUCGGCGAGUGCUAUGACCUAUGCUGUCAGCAACCUACCUGCAACCUUGCUUUCAUGUUAGGGCAAAACUGCUUUUCCGUCAAAUGCUACACCAAGGACUUGUGCUCGACUAUCCCCGCGCAACCGUCUAUAUAUAACCCACAGAUAGCGUACGUCUGGAAUAGAAAAAUGACUCCGCACAAGGACAAGCCAGAACAAGCUCCAUCAACAAAGUCUGCUAUUCCAAAGCCCGCGCCCAGUUGCCCAAACACGAAGAUUGAAGAGCAGGUUACCCUAGUAGGCGGGCUCAAUGCUGGCAGUUUCCACGACAACGGCAAGGUGACAGACAUGACGCAAUGCCGUAGAAUCUGCUGCGAAAAGCCAAUGUGCAACCUCGCUUUCAUGCUGGGUGUGAGCUGUUUCACCGUUAUCUGCAAAAAUGUGGCUUUGUGUAAGACAAUGCCGGCAAAGCCAUCACAGUUCUCGCCAAAGAUUUCCUUCGUCAGGCCUUUUGGAUCAAAUGACUUUAUAGGCUCCCCAACUGCAAAAUCAUCCACACCCCCAGUACCACCUGCCUCUCUCAGUACGAUCUCAACUACACCACAGCCAAUCACAACAUCUGCACCACAGCCAAUCACAACAUCUGCAGCACAACCAAUCACGACGCUUGCAGCCGGACCAGAUGUGACAGGCAUGGCGUCACCGGCCGUACCAGGGCCGCAAGCUGGUUUACCAGACCUUCCUGGACUUGGUGAGCCCCAUGGGCCAGGAAAUGGGCAGCCACCUCUUGAAGCUUUCGGGCAGCCACUUUUGCCACCACAGCCGAGCAGUCCCUUUAACCCAAUGCAAUCGACAACCACCCAUCCUCCGCUACCUAAUCACGUGACAGAAGCCCAGCAGGCUAUGGCACCAGGCCUCCCGGCCCCUGACAAGCACCCGCAGUCUGCCAUGCCCGCGCUUCAGACUGGUCAGCAGUCUGCCAUGCCCGCGCUUCAGACUGGUCAGCAGUCUGCCAUGCCCGCGCUACAGGCUGGCCUUGAGGCCAUGAUGUCGGACUCGUCUAUUCCAGAUAAACCCAUCACUGCUAACAAACCACUGAAGAUUCCCAAACCAGAAGAGAAACCGGAAGUAAAUUUGGGCAGUACCAUAACAAAAGCGAGGCCUGGCCAGGCGAUGAAGAUGAACAUCGUGGAUGGCAAGCUACAACUCACCCCAGUCGACACGGCCGCAAACGAAACCGAGGCUGACAAGAGCAAGCCAAAGAAGCCAAGCGGAGCCUUCGAUGCAAUUUUCGGCGGUGAGUCAGAGGAAAAUGACAAAUGCAUGGCAACAAAAGUCUUAACAGACGUCACUCUGAAAGGAGGGAAAAAAGCCGGCAAAUUCAAAGAUCACGGUGACGUCAAAAACAUGAGAGCCUGCAAAAAGCUAUGCUGUCAGGACGAGGAAUGCAACCUCGCCUUCAUGUUAGAGAAAACAUGUUACACAGUCACGUGUAAGAAUAAAGAUCUUUGCGAUCACACGUCAGCCCCGCCCUCUAACUUCAGACCACGUGUGUCUUACGUCAGGCCGCUGGACGAGGGAGAAACAGAGCCAGAAAAGCCGCAGAACUUUCAAGCAAUCCCGAAGGCUCCAGCAAACCUUCGCUGUCGCCCUAGCAACAUCACGAAUGACAAGGUACUGGCUGGUGGGAUGGGCAAGAAAAAUUUCACAAUCAUCCAUGACGUGGAGGACAUGGGCGAGUGCAUGACGAAGUGUUGCCAUGACAACAAAUGCGACAUCGCGUACUAUGUAGACAGCACGUGCUACGCCGUGACAUGCUCCACUAAAGCUGCCUGCAGGCCGGUCAGCGGUAAAGGCAGGGGGAAGGUUCCUCUUCUGUCCGCCAUGUUGAUGAAACCAAAAGAACCUGAGGAUGACGUCAUUGGUGGAUUUGAUAUCGGUGAGGGUGGCGAGGAAAAGAGCUCAGCCUCAGAAGAAGUCACCAACUUACAGCAAUACGAGCCCCAUCAUGCGUGCACGGGCAGUAGGAUAUCAAGCGGAGUGUCACUACGAGGAAACAGGCCAGGGAACUUCACGUCAAUGGGAAAUGUUGAUAACAUCAAGAUGUGCAUCGCGUUGUGUUGCACGAGACCAAGGUGCGACAUUGCAUACAUGGAGAAUAACAAGUGUUUCGCAGUGCACUGCAACGACGGAGUUCAGUGUCAAACCGCCGCCCACCAGGCAGAUGACAACACAAACGUCAAGUUCGCAUAUAUGGACAGACACCAAGCACAGCCCGUCAAGGAGAGGGAUUGGAUGAUCGUGUACAUCAUCGCGGGCUCACUCGCGUUUGCGGCCGGGCUUGGAGGUGUCAUAUGGGCUGCCUGUGUUUGCACUAAAAGAAAUAAGAUCAUAAAACAACGGAGAUUGCUUGAGGACGAAGAAGACGAGGAUGAUGAAAUGUUGCCAAAGCCCACCUCAACCCGGUACCGAACUCCAAUGCACAGAUAUUAGGCGGAAAUUAAUGGGGAACACCGCUGGACCAGGCCAUGCUUUGACGGGCGCUGAGACAGCAAUUUUCACAUAGUGGCGGACGGUGUCUCGUGUCAUCUUAUAAUUGCUAUAUUAACAACUCAUUACUUUCUUAUGGUGUAACUUAUUUACUCGUUUACACACCAAAUUUACGCCACUCUCGGAAAGACACCGCACAUAAAGCGUAGCUGCUUGACAACAAUACUGUAUUACUUUGCUAUUUCAGUCUGACUUGUCGUACACCGUGUCAGACACCGUGGCAAAACACUGUAAUGAAUCGGAAAGGAAACAAACGUUCGGGUCUUUUUUCCUCUUUUUUAUAUAUCAAUUAACUCUUACAAACGACAACCUAGUCAGUAUUAACCGUAUUAUAAUUUAUCCCUACCGCAUCGAGGUUUUCGUCAGGAGCGAAAAAUGAUUUUUUUUUCUUCUUCGAUAUCGGACACCACAUUUUUUUAAAUAUUAAGACAAGACUCGAAGUAGGAGACUGAUUUUUUAAAGAAAUUAUCUCGCAAAUGCAUUUUUAAAUGGUCUUGCUCGUUGCUGUAUGUAUUACUAUUUAGGCACAUUAACUGAACUCUGUGAUGAGCCACAACAGAGGAAUAAUUUAAUAAAGUACAUCUAUUUUCUCA
Molecule: messenger RNA, 4346 nt
Organism: Nematostella vectensis (starlet sea anemone)
Lineage: Eukaryota; Metazoa; Cnidaria; Anthozoa; Actiniaria; Edwardsiidae
Exons: 16
Coding region: 250-3696 (1148 amino acids)
Cellular component (GO): cytoplasmic vesicle; plasma membrane
Source: RefSeq, a predicted model, not a curated record